Molecule: messenger RNA, 342 nt
Organism: Ictidomys tridecemlineatus (thirteen-lined ground squirrel)
Lineage: Eukaryota; Metazoa; Chordata; Mammalia; Rodentia; Sciuridae
Source: RefSeq, a predicted model, not a curated record
AGAAGUAGGAAAUGAAAAAUAAAAUGACUAGUCUGGAGAAAACUGAAGAAGCAAAAUUGAAGACAAGAUAUCCUCAUCUGGGACAAAAGUCUGGAAGUUCAGUUUUUUUAAGGAAAUUAUUGUAGAAAGGGCAAAAAUAUUUUGACUCUGGGAAUUGCAACAUAGCAAAAGCAGCGAUGAAAAACAAGCAACUUCCCACUGUAGCCCCAGAUAAUACAGAGGUCACUGGUGACCACAUUCCCUCUCCACAGCAGCUUCCUCAAUGGAAACCAUCCCUUGUUGCUAGCAAGUGACUGGCUGAUUAAAAGAGCUGACCUGCAUGAAUUUUCUAAUUCCCAUUAU